AUAAACCAGAGCCAUCCCAAGUCCCAACUAGUAGCCAUAUCCCUAUUCCCUGGUCUUUGGUUCACUUACUUUAAAUAUUCAGUUAGUCAUUGUAAGAGUUGUUCAACUUAUAUGGUGUACAAGAUGUGAAUCCAUUUUUACGUUUUUUUUUAAUAUUAUAAAUCUUGUACAUAUUUUUGUCGUUCGAUUUAUAAUCAAGCAACUACAACGCACAUAGACGUGAUACCUACGCCUACCAGAUUCUACAGGAUAGUAAGCUUCUCAUUCUCAUACUCAUUGUGAGAUGUGAAUUACAUGAACCCACUGCUACAUUCGUUUUCUUUCUCAAUCGUAUGCACAUUAUAAUCGUUUGUGCAUGAACUAUUAUACCUACAACAUUCAAUAGGGUAGCCAUAUUCAUCCCUAUUUUUACAUGCUUAUUAUGUAUAUGCAAAACAAGAAUCUACUUCUAAAUUCUUAUUAUUUAUCGGUCCUUUGUUGUCGUCCGAUUCACAAUCAAAUGAACAAAAAUGUAUGAGUACAAUACUUACACCUACCACAUUCAACACCUUGGCCAGAUUCAUUCCCAUUUCACACCCAAUUUUGGUCCUAAAACUAUGAGCUUUCUUCUCUUGUUGUUUUGUCAAGGCCAUUUUUCUGUUAAGAAUUAGUUGUGGCCUCCCUAAAAGUCAUAUAAUUUACAAUUUCCAUUCCGGUGGUCCAAUUAAUAAUCACUUUCCCCUCUCACAUUAUGGGCUUCUCCUCUGUUUCCAAUUCCCCAGUUCUUUUCUUUCCAAAUUCCCCCAUUUUUAAACUCUUUAGAGGGUCCUCCUCCAUUCCAUAGACCAUAACUUAAUCAAAAUUCUGCACCGGCUUAGGAAAAUGUUAAAUUAAUAUGUAAGAAAUGUGCAAACAUGAUCUCCAAUUUGACUUUCUAUUCAACCAAUCAGACGGUGAUGAUCAGCAGCAGGAGUAGGCGAGCCCCAACUGGCGACUCUCUGAUGCGCUGAACUUAAACUUCUCUUCUUCUAAUGUUGAAAAACAACUCAGAUGAGUAAUAAGAUAGCUGGAUCCCGCCAUUAGAGCAAGUAAAUAUCAGCAUAUUUGACUCUUCUUCUCCCCUCUUAUAUAUUGGUCCUUCAUAACAAACCAGAAUCAAAAAGCAACCCCCUUUUUCCCCCAGAGGAAACUUCUCUCUCUUUCCUCUGUUUCUCUCUCAUUUCUCUGUUUUCCAUCACUUGUCUCAAUCUCAAGUUCGCUGGAUUCCGUUUUCCCAUUUCUGAUCUCAUAAAAACCCCUCCAGAUUCCAGUACCGAGAAAUCGAAGAUGUUCAGAACGCAAACCUGAAUUCGAAGGCCGACCCGAUUCUUCAUUCCAGAAAUCCUGAUCUGGGUACUCCCCUGUUUUCCAAGAAGAUGGCUCCAAGCUCGGUGGUUGUCACCAUCGAGAAGCCAAACAACUUAUCUGUAGUCCAAAUCAACGCCGCCACCGCCGGCGACGAUUCGCCAUUGCUUCCUGCCGACAAGCAGAAAGCGGCGAGCCCCAAGCAGUUCACCUUCUCCAUUCUGCUCAAAAUCUACAGAGCAUUCAGUUGCAUCUCAUGGCUCGCAGUCGGAUCCAAUUCCCUCUUCAGAUCGAUCAAGAAGAGGGUCUCCCAAUCCGAGGCCUCAGCCGACGAAGUAGAAGAGCAGGACAUGGAGCCCAGAAGUAGAGGGAAGCUAUACAACUUUAUUAAAGCGUUUCUCGCUAUCUCAAUCGGCGCACUUGUGGUGGAAGUCGUGGCUCACUACAAAAAGUGGAAUUUGAAUCUCGUCCAGCCGCCGUGGGAAGUUCAGGGGCUAGUCCAAUGGUCUUACAUGGCCUGGCUCUCGUUCCGGCUCGAUUACAUUGCUCCCACUGUGAUGAUGCUCUCCCAAUUCUGCAUCGUCUUGUUCUUGAUUCAGUCUCUGGAUCGGCUCGCGCUCUGCCUCGGCUGCUUCUGGAUCAAGUUCAAGAAAUUGAAGCCCCAAAUUAACGGCGACGAUUACGAUGUCGAGGACCCUUCUAGUUUCCCAAUGGUUCUUGUCCAGAUUCCAAUGUGCAAUGAGAGAGAGGUUUACGCGACAUCAAUCGGGGCGGCCUGCCAGUUGGAUUGGCCCAGAGACAGGCUGUUGAUUCAAGUUCUUGAUGAUUCAGAUGAUCCGAAUCUGCAGCUUAUGAUCAAUGAAGAGGUUCAUUCAUGGCGGCAGAAGGGGAUUAAUAUCAUUUACAGGCAUAGAUUGAUUAGAACAGGGUACAAAGCCGGAAACCUUAAAUCGGCAAUGGGAUGUGAUUACGUUCAGGACUACGAAUUCGUUGCCAUUUUGGAUGCCGAUUUCCAGCCCAACCCAGAUUUCCUCAAACUCACGAUCCCCCACUUUAAGGGGAAGCCAGAGGUGGGUUUGGUGCAAGCUCGGUGGUCAUUCGUGAACAAAGACGAGAACUUGCUGUCAAGGCUACAGAACGUGAACCUGUGCUUCCACUUCGAGGUGGAGCAGCAAGUGAACGGCAUGUUCUUGAACUUCUUCGGGUUCAAUGGGACUGCAGGGGUGUGGAGGAUCAAGGCGUUGGAGGAUUCCGGCGGUUGGCUUGAGAGAACCACGGUGGAGGACAUGGACAUUGCAGUAAGAGCUCACCUGAAUGGGUGGAAGUUCGUGUACCUCAAUGAUGUUAAGGUUCUUUGUGAGUUGCCGGAGUCGUAUGAAGCUUACAAGAAGCAACAGCAUCGGUGGCAUUCUGGGCCUAUGCAGCUCUUCCGCCUGUGCCUCCCUGCCAUUCUCAAAUCCAAGAUAUCAAUGUGGAAGAAGGCCAAUUUGAUCUUCCUCUUCUUCCUACUAAGAAAACUAAUCCUGCCCUUCUACUCCUUCACCCUAUUCUGCAUCAUACUCCCACUAACCAUGUUCAUCCCAGAGGCAGAGUUGCCACUCUGGGUAAUCUGCUACGUCCCCAUUUUCAUGUCAUUCCUCAACAUCCUCCCAUCCCCCAAAUCCUUCCCCUUCCUUGUACCGUACCUCCUCUUCGAGAACACAAUGUCGGUCACGAAGUUCAACGCCAUGGUCUCGGGCCUCUUCCAGCUCGGGAGCUCGUACGAGUGGGUCGUCACCAAGAAAACCGGGCGGUCAUCAGAGUCGGACCUGCUAGCCCUGGCCGAGAGGGAAUCGAAGUUGGCCCCUGCCGCGGCUGGCGAAGAGAAAGCUACGAUGUUGAGGAGGCAUUCGGAGUCCGGCCUGGAGCUGCUGAGCAAGCUCAAGGAAGUGGAAGCCGAGGUUGCUGGGGCGCCGAAGAAGAAGAAGAACAGGUUGUACAAAAAGGAGCUGGGGCUGGCUUUCUUGCUUCUCACGGCAGCUGCCAGGAGCUUGUUGUCGGCUCAUGGAGUUCACUUCUACUUCUUGCUGUUCCAAGGGCUGUCGUUUCUCGUUGUUGGGUUAGACUUGAUUGGGGAGCAAGUUAGCUGAAAAUAGAGGGAAUUGCGGGUUGUCAAUUUAAUUGAUUGAUUUCGUUUUGGACCGGGGCAUGUUAUAAGCCAAGGUUUUUUGUGCUUAUACGAAAGGAAAUGAUUUGGUGAAGUGGAGUUGGGGAUGGUUGAGUGAAAUCGAGAUCAAAUGGUCUCGAUUGGGUUGGGGUAAUAUAUGACAGAGUGGAAGGAAAAGAGACGAUAGAUAGGAAAACUUUUUUUUUGUUUUGUGAUUUGAAACGGUUAAUUAGAUUUAAAUUGAGUUUGUACAAUGUAAUUUUUAUUCAAUGUACCAAUAAUAGUAAUUAUAAUUUAUAACAUUUUUCAUUUUGCAAGCUCUUCUCAUAAAUUUAGCGGGGAAAGUAUUGAGAUUUGGCCUGAAUUGAAUCAGUUGAGAAAUUAUAAUUUAUAACAUCUUUCAUUUUGCAAGAUUCGGGUGAGAAAAUAUCCUUAAACCAAAUAUGAUUAACUCGGUUUCAUAUUUCAAUUUUGGGCAAAAAUAAAAUUGAAACCCAAUUGUUUCUUAAACAAUUUUAAGAAAAACCAGAUCAAAUGAUUCCAAUCCCAUCCUGGCCUUAUUUCUUUUUCUUCCCUCACUGUUUGCUUUUUCUCAGAUGGAAAAGGCAGGGCUUUUAUUUUUGCUUUGCUUUGCUUGCCUAGCAUGCCAUGUCUCCUCCCCUUGUUACCUCUCAUAAGUCCUAACAAAGGUAUUUUUAUGACUUGGUCACUCUCUUCCCUUUUGGUGGGUUAUGCUUGAAUUUUGUUGCUGAAUUUUCUGCAGCUGUCUUCUCCCGACGUCCAGUAACUUUUCAAAUUCCGGCAGUUUUGGGUGUCAAUCGUCGUCGGGAGCGGAAGCACUUGCGAUUUAGGCUUAAUCAUAAGCUGUUAGACUGGACUCUACUACCACGGCAAGAGUAGAGGGUCGAACCGUGGGAGAAGUGAAGAAAGAAAGAAAUCGACCACUUUCCCCUUUUACCUCGUUUCAACCCAUAACGUCAUCUCUCCUUCUUGCUUCCGCCAGUUCAGUCCAAGCUUCUAAAACCUAGAAAGGAAGUUGAUUCUCAGCUAUGGAGCGAGAGAAAGAUGCUUUCUAUGUUGUAAGGAAAGGCGGCAUGAUCGGGAUCUACAAGAGCUUCCCGGACUGCCUAGCUCAAGCCGGUUAUUCUGUAAGUUGUUGCUUCUCCCUUCAUUUACCCAAUCGCUCAUUGAUGAAAUUAUAUUGUGGGUACUCUUCAUUUUGAUGAACGACUGCUAAAGAGGAUUUCUUUGACUCCUAGUGGAUUGGCUACUUAGGUUAUUUUGUUGCUUUAAGUAUGAAAACCCUUCAACGUUUUGCUCAUUCUUGACAUUCUGCAUGUUCCUUUUGGCGAUGUCUAUUCUUGGAUUACUCACCUGCGGCAUGGUGGUUUUAUGCUAGGUUUCCGAUCCUUCAGUGAGUGUGUUCAAAGGAUAUGGUUUGCCCAGAGAUGCUGAGGAUUACCUUGCAUCACUUGGGCUUAGAAAUGCUGCUUACUCUGUCAGUGCCACCGAUGUUAAGGCUGAUCUCUUUGGGAAACUUGAGCCUUGCCGCAUCCAGGUAGCUUACAAUUUAGGAAAAAAGGCUUUCUCAUGGGUGUAUGGAAUCUCAGUCAAUGUGGAUACUAGAACUUCAACAUUUUCUUUGCGAAGUGCUUUACUGUUUUACCAGUUCUGGUCAUUUGCAAUUUUUGUUGUUUUAAUGCCUUCUUUUCUUGAAUUUUUAUUUACCUGAUCAAGAUUUUGAUAGUAGUUUUGCUGUGGUAAGGAGUGUUAGUUUGUUUCUUUGUAGUGUAUCUUUGAAGUGUCAUCUAUAGGCUUACACAUUGGUUGUUGUUUCUGUCAGCCGCCAGCUUCAAACAAGGGGUCUUCUUCAGAGCGCUAUCAGGAAACACCCACUGUACAUGUAAGUCCUUAGCAAGUAUGGACAUAGCAUUUCUAGUAUUGAGCAUAUCUCUAAUUGUUAUGAACUAGAAACUUGACAUCUUAAUCCGUGGAAGUAUGCAGAUUAGUGGUUUGUAACAAUCAUUUUGUCAAUCAAGUUUUACAUGUCAG
Molecule: messenger RNA, 5521 nt
Organism: Linum trigynum
Lineage: Eukaryota; Viridiplantae; Streptophyta; Magnoliopsida; Malpighiales; Linaceae
Source: the annotation of a GenBank genome assembly